Molecule: messenger RNA, 1305 nt
Organism: Mycena indigotica
Lineage: Eukaryota; Fungi; Basidiomycota; Agaricomycetes; Agaricales; Mycenaceae
Product: Glycoside hydrolase family 76 protein
Exons: 1
Coding region: 1-1305 (434 amino acids)
Source: RefSeq, a predicted model, not a curated record
AUGCCCAACUACAUUCUAGCAAUCACUAGUACCACCGACGUCAACGACGAUGAAUGGCUCCUACGCGAUACGUUGAUGUUCAAGGAGCUAUUGGGCACCACCACAUCUAACCACUCUCAGUGGAUCGUUGCCAUCCACCCUCGUCAGCUUAACCUCGUCGUCGGAGACCGUCGUUCCGAACGAUCCCCAGACAUCCGAGAUGGUUUCACUGUUGUCGAGCCAAUACGCCUUGCUGACACAUUCCUGUGGCUACUCAGCGAUAUGCUCAGGAUAAUCCCCCCUGAUGGACGACUGAUUCUCGUCGUUUGCGGUCACGGCGAAGAGUACAGCGGGAACAUCCUAGUCGGACCGGACGCCAACGGUAACAACCCUUUUCCUCCUUUGCGCAAAGAGUCGGUGGAGACUUUUAUCAUGGGAGCGAACUUGAGGCCCGAUCAGGUGGUCGUGUUGUCCACCGCCUGUUAUAGCGAGUUGUGGGCAAGUCCGUGUUGGACACUCGUGUGUGGGGCGGAACACGACCAAGAAUCGGUGUCCAUCCCCAUGUCAAUCUCAGGGCACUACCGGGGCGGAUUCCUGCCUUAUUCACGCGACAACCCAGACUACUGCAAGGAAACUGUGGUGGCAGUUGACGCCAACGAUCCCAUUGCAUUCCCGCGACCAACCCUUUCAGCAGCAGCGGCAUGGAUGGAGGAUUUCCGCCGUACUAUUGGCGGGAUCGCCGACAAGUAUGCGUCGACGUCAGCUCGCUUGCCGACUACUGCCUCUUUUCAAAGCAGAUUGAAGAUGAUCCCAGCCGUCGUCGCUCAUGAGGACCCUAGAGCGGCUCCUAUAACUCUCAAUCCUGUAGAUGCCAACACCAUCGUUGAGCUCAAAGAACUCUCACGUCGCGUCCUCGCUCACCACUUCCGGAACACAGGAAACGCAGUUCCCAUUAUGAAACUUGCCUGGAUUGUUUCUCAAGGGGAUGCUGCGACGUUGACGCCACCGCAACAGCACCGUCUUCUCAGGUCGCUUCGCAGGUGGUCCCGUGACUGUGCUCGGGCUGAGGGGAUCGCGCACACACUUGGAUGGGUUACAACCAAUCCGUCACGAGCGGAGGAGUGGGACAAACCGCACGGAGUACGAGAGAUGGAUGAGGCACAGGCGGCGGGGGCUAGAAUACGAGAGGAGUUCGGCACAAGUCUCGCCAUCCACCGUUGGUCAUUGGGCCCGGGAUCGUGGCUAGCGGCGGCCUGGCGCGCAAUGGGAAGGCCCAUGGUAGAAGAAGCCGACUGGACGAGGGCUGUCAUGUUAUCAUCAAUAUAG